UCCCCAACGCCUCCUAACAUACCAGCUUUCUUCCUAAUUCACUCCAACUUGCAACUCAACUCAUAAAAAGUUGAGAGAGAGAGAGAGAGAGAGAGAGAUUAAAAAUGAAACCAAUGAACCCUGAAGAAGUUGACGAUCAAAUGGUACUCAUUUCUCAGUACUAUCCAGAUGGGAUAUACAGCCAGUUUGUACCAGAACAAGGGGCGGCGAUGAACUCGAAGCCACGGCGGAGACGUAAGAAGAACAAAGGCGAUCGGGGCGGCGCCGGUGAUGGGGUUAUGAGGAAGAGGAAGCUGAGCGAGGAGCAGGUGAAUAUGCUGGAGAGGAGUUUCGGGAGCGAGCACAAGUUGGAGUCGGAGAGGGCGGACAGGCUUGCGGCGGAGCUAGGGCUGGACCCCCGGCAGGUGGCCGUGUGGUUUCAGAACCGGCGGGCCAGGUGGAAGAGCAAGAAGCUGGAGGAAGAGUACUCCAAGCUCAAGUCCGAGCACGAAACUGCUGUAGUGGAGAAAUGCCGCCUGGAGACUGAGCUUUUGAAGCUGAAAGAACAACUACAGGAAGCGGAGAAGGAAAUCCACAGGCUGUCAGAGCGAUGGGAUGGGGUUUCGAGCAAUAGUCCGAGUUCAUCCUUCUCGAUAGAGGCCAUGGACCCGCCUUUCCUCGGGGAAUUCGGGAUGGAGGGAUUAGGAAAUGUGUUUUACGUGCCGGAGGCGGAGGAGAAUUACGCUCAAGGAUUAGAGUGGAAUACUUUCUACUAUAUGUAAUUAAUAAGUAUUAGUGGAUAAUUGCUAGGGUUAGGGGGUAGGGGUGGGGCAUUUCUAUGUGUAGAUAAUGACUAAUCAUCAUGUAAAUUAAUCUUUGCUUAAUUUUUCUCUUUGUUUUUCGAGUUAAAUUAGGUACUAUUUUCAAGUGUUUAAUUAGUGUAUAUUGACUACUAGCUAGGUAGUGAUUAUUAGACGUAAUUAGUAAUUGUCACUAGUGUAACUUGCUUUUU
Molecule: messenger RNA, 991 nt
Organism: Sesamum indicum (sesame)
Lineage: Eukaryota; Viridiplantae; Streptophyta; Magnoliopsida; Lamiales; Pedaliaceae
Product: homeobox-leucine zipper protein ATHB-40
Biological process (GO): positive regulation of DNA-templated transcription
Cellular component (GO): nucleus
Molecular function (GO): sequence-specific DNA binding; DNA-binding transcription factor activity, RNA polymerase II-specific
Source: RefSeq, a predicted model, not a curated record